This is a messenger RNA of Ceraceosorus bombacis, 330 nucleotides long. The record is from the annotation of a GenBank genome assembly. Lineage: Eukaryota; Fungi; Basidiomycota; Exobasidiomycetes; Ceraceosorales; Ceraceosoraceae.
AUGAAUGCGGAGACGCAAAGCAUCGCAGCUAGUACCAACACGGGCACGCCUAAACGUCGGUCUAGAUUCUUCCACCGAAGCAGAGACUAGAUGGUCGCUACAUCGCCAAACGGAGCGCUCGGCCUUUUUGCGUCUCCCUCUCCUUUCAUCCCUACACCCAUUGACACGUCUCGUUACCUUUGCGUCCUUCCACAUGCACCAUCACACUCUCUUUUCUGGAGCGCAAUGCCCGCUUUCAUUCCGAAACUCGCAUGUUCAAGGUGGAGCUACCUCACAUCCGCGAAAUUCGAUGUCAUAGCACGUGUGCCUUUGAUGCGCGGGAUCACGACU